Zingiber officinale is the source of this 2677-nucleotide messenger RNA. Its product is annotated as zinc finger BED domain-containing protein RICESLEEPER 2-like. The coding region runs from base 180 to 2405 and encodes 741 amino acids. Lineage: Eukaryota; Viridiplantae; Streptophyta; Magnoliopsida; Zingiberales; Zingiberaceae. The record is from RefSeq and is a predicted model, not a curated record. The transcript has 6 exons. Gene Ontology annotation, molecular function: DNA binding; protein dimerization activity.
GUGCCUUUUGCGAGUUGCGACUUUGUGGACCGAUAUCACCGUGAAGAGCUAGCUGGUCCGGAGUCCACGAAUGGGUUGCUGAAAGAUAUUCCCAGCCCCAGGUUCCAUUCUUCUCCCACACCAUACUCCCGGAGUUGUCUCCAAUCGACCCGCCGCCCAAAUCCAACGAUUCUUCAGGAAUGUUGGGACGAUCAAUGGCAGUUGGUGUAUCUAGCUGCAAACACUCUGUAUCCUGCUCUCCAUUGAAUAUUGGGCCUCAGCGAGUUCGUGUUGCAUCGAGGUCGAGGAGGUCUAAAUCGAUGUCUCAAACUGAUGACAAACUAGCAAGUAAUGAAAGGGUAGUCCAGAAUCUCCAGAUGCUAGUGGAUUUAGAAGAUGAAAAAGAAGCAAUCAAGCCUAUAAAACGAAGAGCAACUCGCAAAAGGUCAAAGGUUUGGGAUCACUUUGAUUCUUUUACAAAUGAAAAGGGUGAGAACAAAAGCACUUGUAGAUAUUGUGGAAAAGAGUAUUUUUCAUCAACUAGAAUACAUGGGACUAGUGCUUUAUUGGGUCAUUUGAAAGUAUGUGCAUCAUAUCCUCAGAACAAGCCCUCUAAUCAAACUCAAUUGGCUUUUCAAACUGGAGAUGUUAAUGAGAACAAGCCUAAUUUAAUUGCUUGGAAAUUUGAUCAACAAGCAAUUAGGAAGGCUUUAUGUCACAUGAUAAUUGUUGAUGAACUUGCUUUUAAGUUUGUAGAGAGACAAGGGUUUAAGCAUUUUAUUAAUGUUUGUCAACCAUCAUUUCAAAUUCCAUCUAGAAUCACUGUGACUAGGGAUUGUUAUCAGUUAUAUUUAGAGGAAAAGAAAAAAGUAAGAGCUCAAAUUCAAGAAAAUGUUGGUAGAAUCUGUUUUACUACCGACACUUGGACUUCUUUACAAAAGGUUAAUUAUAUGUGUGUCACUGCUCAUUUUGUUGAUAAUGAUUGGAGGUUGCAAAAGAGAGUGUUAAGUUUUUCUCCGGUGUUAAGUCAUAGAGGAAAUGAUAUUGGAAAAGCUUUGGAAAUGUGUUUGCUUGAGUGGGGUAUUGAUAAUGUGUUUACAAUUACAGUUGACAAUGCUAGUUCAAAUGAUGUAGCGAUCACAUACUUGAAAGAAAAAUUUGCUAAUUGGGAAAAAUGUAUUUUGGGAGGAAAAUGGACACAUAUUCGUUGUGUUGCACAUAUUAUGAAUUUAAUUGUUCAAGAUGGGUUGAACCACAUUGGGGAAUCUGUUGAACGUGUUAGGGCUGCAGUUAAAUAUGUUAGGCAGUCCCCAGCAAGAAUUAAAAGUUUUAAAAGUUUUGCUGAAAUUGAGAAAUGCUGUAGCACUAAGAAUUUGGUGCUUGAUGUCCCUACAAGGUGGAAUUCGACCUAUUUAAUGUUGGAAACAACCCAAGCAUAUGAAAGAGCUUUUAGUAGAUUUGAUGCUGAGAAUUUACAUUUUAGGGAAGAUCUUGAAAAUACCGGGGUGCCUAGAAUAGCGGAUUGGAAGAAUGUUAGGAGGUUGAUUGGUUUUCUUGAACAUUUUUAUGAUCUUACUUUGAAAGUUUCAGGGACAAAGUAUGUGACUGCUCAUUCUUUUUUGGAUGACAUAACUUGUAUUGCUGUUGUAUUGAAAAAAUGUCUCAAUGAAGCAGAUGAUGUUGGCCUUAAAGACAUGGCAAAGUUUAUGAAAUCAAAGUUUGACAAAUAUUAUGGAGUGAUUGAAAAAAUGAACAUGUUAGUUGUUGUUGCUUCUGUGCUUGAUCCUAGGAAUAAGUUUGAAUAUCUAGAAGUUUUGUUUACUGAUGUGUAUGGAAAGGUGGAUGGAUCAUCAAUCGUUCAAAUUGUCAAAGAAUCAAUGAAUGAUUUGUAUGAUGAAUAUAUGAGAAUUCAUGCUCCACAUAAUACAACUCAUUCAUCUACUUAUGAUCAUUCUUCGUCUUCAUCAUCACUAGGUAAAAGGGUUUCACCAGUAGAUAUUGAACCUGCAAAAAUUUUGAAGGAAAAGUUCAGAAAUGAAAUGAAAAGGAGAAAGAUUGAGAGUGGUGUUAGAGAUUCUAAGUCCGAGUUGGAUAAGUAUUUGAAAGAAGAGACUGAAGUUGAUUCUGUCCAAUUUGACAUUUUGAAUUGGUGGAAAGUUAAUAGCCCAAGAUUUCCUAUUUUGUCUUUAAUGGCUCGUGAUAUUAUGGCGAUUCCAAUAUCUUCGGUGGCUUCCGAGUCUGUUUUUAGUACAGGUGGAAGAGUUUUGGAUGCAUUUAGGAGUUCUUUAACUCCUAAAAUAGUUCAAACAUUAAUUUGCAUGCAAGAUUGGCUUCGUGCAAGUUCUACCCCAAUUGACAUUGAAGAAAUUUGGGAAGAUCUUCAACAAAUUGAAGAAGAAGAAGGAACGGCUGGUAAUGUUACUUGAGCAAAGACAACUUGAUUGUUUACUUGUCAAUUUCUCUAAUUUCAAAGAUGCUUUUCUCAGAAAUGAAUCAAAGGAUGGCUGUGUUUGAUUGUUUAUGGCUCUCAUGGUCGUGGGCCUCGUGGCUGCUUUUGGAGACUUUGAAUAUGAACUUUAAUACCUUUACAUUGAAAUUUGGAUUCUCAAAACUUCUAUAAUAUUAUGUUAUGUAGUAGAAUUUGGAUGUUCUCAUUUAGAUUUGGUUAUGAUCAUUGAUCAGUGCUAUCUGUUUGUCA